AUGGCCAUCAACACAAUCCGUCUGGCCCGUGUGAUACCGCGCAUUACAAUUCAAAAGACGCCGUGUAAAACCCCGUUGGCAAGAUUCUAUGCCAGCUCCGGCACGCAACAAUCUAACGUGAGCGACCCGGCUUCCAGCUCGCCAGAAUCUCAAGCCAUCAACAAAUCUCGAGGUAUGAAAGGUCGGCAAUCCCACGUCGCCGAUACGCGUUCUACGCAGUCCCCAGUUUCCCCUGCGAACCAGAGGGACCUCGCCAGCGAAACUCACGAGGGAGAAGAACCGACGUCAUCGGAUGCACAAAUCAAGAAUGAUCCUAGCAUGUCCACAGAGGAGAAGAGAAAGAAUGUAGAGAGGGCUGGGCAGAGGCCUAUGGGGCCUGAGGAUCGUUAG
Penicillium mononematosum is the source of this 390-nucleotide messenger RNA. RefSeq lists its product as uncharacterized. The record is from RefSeq and is a predicted model, not a curated record. The transcript has 2 exons. The coding region runs from base 1 to 390 and encodes 129 amino acids. Lineage: Eukaryota; Fungi; Ascomycota; Eurotiomycetes; Eurotiales; Aspergillaceae.